Molecule: messenger RNA, 2967 nt
Organism: Physcomitrium patens
Lineage: Eukaryota; Viridiplantae; Streptophyta; Bryopsida; Funariales; Funariaceae
Biological process (GO): double-strand break repair via homologous recombination
Molecular function (GO): ubiquitin binding
Source: RefSeq, a predicted model, not a curated record
UUUUUUUUUUUUUUUUUUUUUUCCUUCUGCUUCUUCUUCUUUUUCUCUUAGGUUUUAAGCUUGUGUAUCGAUGUCGUUGGGGUUUUCCCGUUCCUCAACACGCUUGACGUGCAACUGUCUCCGAUUUAUCCAUUUUCCACGCACAUGUUUUACAGCUUUCAAUCCAGUUUUAAUCUAGGAGUAUAAUUGAUGUUUAAUUUGGUUUCUGAACGUGAACGGGGUGAGGAAUUGGCACCGGAUUCUUAGGUGAUGAUUGAUGUAGCCGAUGUGGAAGGUGUGUGCCGAUCAAGAACUGCUUUGUGUUGCUGCUUUUGGUAAGCCUAUCUUGUUGUUCAAAGGAUAGUAAUGAAAUCAGAGUAGACGUCGGAUUGGUGGAGGGAAUGUAGUUUGAAGUUAGUCAGUAUGCAUCGGGUCGGCAGCACUGGAAAUACUGCCAAUUCCACUCGUCCUCGCAAAGAGCGGCGUAUUACCUAUGUUCUUCGGGACUCCAAUGACUCCAAGCAUUGUUCAGGAAUUAAUUCUAUAACUGGUCCUAACGGUUUGAAAGGCGACAAUGGUGGUGAGCACUUGUUUAGUGCCAGUCGUGAUGGAACCUUGAAGAGGUGGGAACUUGGAGGGAAUGAAGCUGUAUGUGGCGCUACGUUUGAAUCUCACGUUGACUGGGUCAAUGAUGUGGUUGUUACUGGUGAUGAUACUCUUGUGUCCUGCUCCUCGGACACCACGCUGAAGACGUGGAAGCCGUUUUCGGAUGGCGAAUGUACUCGGACCUUUCGGCAGCAUUCUGAUUAUGUCACUUCACUUGCUGCUGCCCGUCAUAGCAAUAUAGUGGCUUCUGGUGGAUUGGGUCGAGAGGUUUUCAUAUGGGAUUUAGAAGCGGCCAUGGUGCCAGUUGCUAAAGCACAUAAUGAUGCCAACGAGGAUGGAACUUAUGAAGGUGAUCGUGCAAUUACUUCAAAUAAUCUUGUCACAGCUGCUCCUGCACAAAAUCUUUCACAAGGAUAUGCUCCUCUACCUGCGAAAGGCCACAAAGAGUCCGUUUACGCUCUUGCCAUGAAUGAUACGGGGUCCAUUUUGGUCUCAGGUGGUACAGAAAAGGCGGUCCGAGUGUGGGAUCCAAGAACUGGAUCUAAGCAAAUGAAAUUAAAAGGUCACACUGACAAUGUUCGGGCUCUCCUUCUAGACCCUACUGGCAGACUUUGCUUGUCAGGGUCGUCAGACUCUAUGAUAAGGCUCUGGGAUCUAGGACAACAACGUUGCAUUCAUUCCUACGCGGUUCACACGGAUUCUGUUUGGGCUUUUGCAAGCACGCCAUCAUUCAGUCAUGUGUAUAGCGGCGGUCGUGACUCCUCAGUAUAUCUCACGGACUUGUCCACGAGAGAAAGUAUUUUACUCUGUAAAGAGGAACAUCCUGUCUUAAGGUUGGCCCUGCAAGGUGAUCAAUGGCUUUGGGCGGCAACUACCGAUUCCUCUCUUCAUAAAUGGCCCGCCCGUGAGCGGGCUACUAGCAAAACUUUACAAAGAGCCAGCUCAUUCGUUGCUGGAUCACUUCCAUUUGCCCGUGCCCGAGCAAAUAUAGAUGGAUCAGCUCCUGUUCCCUUGUACAGUCAGCCUACUUCAGUUAUUCCUGGUACUGCUGGCAUUGUUCAGCAUGCCAUUUUGAAUGACCGACGUCACGUCCUCACCAAGGACACGGCAGGCAUUGUGAAGCGUUGGGAAAUUACGCGUGGAGCUGUGAUUGAGGAUUAUGGAAAGGUGAACUUCGAAGAGAAAGAAAAGGCCCUUUUUGAAAAGGUGAGUGUGCCAGCAUGGUUCACAAUGGAUACAAGGUUAGGAAGCAUGUCUGUGCAUCUCGACACGCCUCAGUGUUUCUCAGCAGAAAUGUAUGCUGUUGAUUUACACGUCCCUGGUGCUUCAGACGAAUUGAAGUUGAACAUUGGUCAAGAAACACUUCGUGGACUUCUUGCACACUGGCUAACUCACAGGCUAGUGAAGCCAGUUGCACCUAGCACCCCGAAGGGUGAUGUUAGUCCUGGUUUGAGUUCUGGAGUUGGGGAACUUGGUUCGAAUCGGCGGACAACCUUGGAUGAUAGCCAACAUGAGCCGAACAGCCAGCAGACACGUGUGUUACCUUCGUUUGAGUUCUCAACCCAGUCGCCUCCAUCCAUUAUUACUGAAGGCUCUCAGGGUGGGCCAUGGAGGAAAAAAGCAACAGAACUUAAUGGAACAGAGGACGAGAAAGAGCUGCCAUCGUGGUGUAUCGAUUGUGUUCUUCAUGGACGUAUCUCACAGCGCGAAAAUGCAAAGUGUAGCUUUUAUCUUCAUCCAUACGAAGGUCAAACAAUAACUGUUCUUACUCAAGGCAAAUUGAGUGCACCACGGAUUCUUCGGAUACUCAAAGUAAAGAACUAUGUAUUAGAAAAGUUAUUACUGGAGAGACCCCUUGAAGAAAACGGGUCAGAUGCGAAUGCCCCAGCGGGUCAACAAGCCGGCGGAAAUGCCAAUGGAAAAGGAAAUAAUGUGUUUAGGCCUGGUUCAAAGAGUUGGCCACAGGGCACGAAGCCUGUCGUGGAAAUUUUGUGUAAUGAUCAGGUUCUGCCACCUGAUAUGAGUUUAGCGACUGUGAGAGCUUAUGUUUGGAAGAAACCAGAGGACUUGUAUCUUCACUAUCGCACAGUGCCCAGCCUUUAAUUUAUUUAUUUUUUGUAAAGUUAAUGAAUAUUUUUAGAUGCUCAUAUUGUGCACGCUUCAGAUUUGCUUAUCCUGGGCAUCAACAGGUUAUGACUAGCAGGUUACUAACGAUGUGCGCACGAUGUUUCUAUUUCGACUUGUACAACUGUUGGAAAGCUGUUAAUGGAUGCCAGUGGAUACCAAAUCUGGUGGCUUUAGAUUUUGAGGGAAUGGCCGCUUCAUGUAAAUAGUCAUGAUUUUCACCUGGAAAGAUGAGUUUCAAACGCACUAUUGUCUAUC